Molecule: messenger RNA, 1505 nt
Organism: Trichoderma reesei QM6a
Lineage: Eukaryota; Fungi; Ascomycota; Sordariomycetes; Hypocreales; Hypocreaceae
Exons: 2
Coding region: 150-1505 (451 amino acids)
Cellular component (GO): U5 snRNP
Molecular function (GO): protein binding
Source: RefSeq, a predicted model, not a curated record
UUACUGCUGUUCAACACUUUUUGCUAGCAUUUCAUCGACGAGGCAUCUCGUUAUUGGCCAGCCAUAUUUCUGUUUUUGCUUCUCUCCCUCUUCUGCAAAACUCCCAAUCAGUUUUUGCCCAAGCCUCUUCCAGCCUUCCGCAGCGCGCAAUGUCUUCUCGAUAUUCCGCCGCGCGCCCCAAUCGAGCGGGCGAGAACUUUGCUCGGACGCACUACAACAACGAGGAAGACACCAAGCGAGUCAAGUUCGAUGUGCGCAACCCGUCCAUCCUGGCGCCGGACGCGCGCGAAGACGAUGCGAUCCUCGACGCCGACGUGAUUGGCGGCAGCGGCGCCACGAAACGAGGUGCCGUGAAUCUCGACGGCUACGACAGUGAUUCGGACAACGAAAACUUCAACGCGCGAGCAGGCAGCCGCAAAAAGAUCAACCCCAUCAACGAGGAUGAUGACGACGAUGACAUGUUUGCGGCGGAAAACGACGAGGAAGAAGGCAAAGAACUAGCGGGCGACGAAGAUGAGGAGUUUGAAAAGUCUGGCAGGAAGAAGAAGGAUGUCAAGUUUCUAGACGAAGCCCAGAUCCAAGGCCAAGAGAACAAGAGCAAAAGUGGCGGCACCAUCCGCCUGGACGACCGGGAGAGCAGCGACGACGAGGAAGACUUGGAGCUUGCGAUCCAGGAAGAAGGUGUCGAUGAAGAGGUCGGCGCGGGAGGCCUGAAGCGUAACGCACCCAAGGUCGAAGCCUUCAAUCUCAAAGAAGAGAUGGAGGAGGGUCGCUUUGACCAAGACGGCAACUACGUGCGAAAAGCCAACGAUCCAGACGCCAUGCACGAUAGCUGGCUCGAAGGCCUCAGCAAAAAAGAUAUGAAGAAGGCGGCGGCAGCGCACGAGAAGCGCGAGGCGGAAGCCCGGGAGAGACGCAUCCAGGAAGAUGAGGUCUUGGUCUCGGACCUGCUAGCAACACUGAUCCGAAACCUGGAGAAAACAGAGACACCCCUGGAAGCUCUGGCGCGACUGGGCAAGGACAAGACAAAGACUAAAAAGAUACCCAAAUGGAAGCUCAAGAAGAUGAACAAGGGCGCAGAAGCUAUGGAGACGGAUCAGGAGGCGGCCAACGACGCCAGGCAAGCCGAGGUUAAGCAAGCAAUCGACGCCAUUACGGAUGCGGCCGAUAAGCUACUCAGCCGCGGACACGAAGACAUUUACGAUCAGGAGCGAGAACUGCUAGUUCGUGAGUAUCGUCGGGAGACGGGAGAGGACUGGGUCGAGCCCAAGCCUGCCGCUGAGGCUCCUGCAGGCACCGAGGGGCAACCAGCUCCGGCGAACGGUACCAUGUGGGAGUUUAGAUGGACGGACGGACGAGACGAUGCGGCAAAGCAAGGCCCUUUCGACGGCCCCACGAUGAAAGCUUGGCAGGAUGCCGGAUACUUUGGCCAGGGCGUCGAAUUCCGAGCUGUUGCCGGUGAUGGAGAGGAGGGCGCGUGGGCCACUUCGGCUGACUUUUCAUGA